Molecule: messenger RNA, 1592 nt
Organism: Artibeus jamaicensis (Jamaican fruit-eating bat)
Lineage: Eukaryota; Metazoa; Chordata; Mammalia; Chiroptera; Phyllostomidae
Gene: GLMP
Product: glycosylated lysosomal membrane protein
Exons: 6
Coding region: 36-1253 (405 amino acids)
Cellular component (GO): lysosome
Source: RefSeq, a predicted model, not a curated record
GUAAGUCACAUGACUCGGUGUCUUCCGAUCUCUGCAUGCGCAGCCGUGAGGAACCCCACCGGGGUUGGGGCCGCUGUGACCCCAGCCCCAUUCUCUUCCUGAGUCUUUUGUCCACAGCUCCACUUGGCCUGCUGGGGGAAGAGAGCCGUCAGGUGUCUCUGGUGGUCAUCCCUAGCAAUGUGGGCCCCCCCCAGAACCUGCUUCAUAUCCGGGCAGUGGGCACCAACUCCACGCUGCACUAUGUGUGGAGCAGCCUUGGGCCUCCAGCAGUGCUGCUGGUGGCCACCAAUACUCCCCACAGCAUCCUGAGUGUCAACUGGAGCCGCCUGCUGUCCCCUGAGCCUGACGGAGGCCUGAUGGUGCUCCCCAAGGACAACAUCCAGUUUUCUUCUGCCCUUGUCUUUACCAGGCUGUUUGAGUUCGAUAGCACCAACUCAUCUGAUGCGGCAGCAAAGCCUCCGGGGAAACCGUACCCCCCAUACGCCUUGGCUGAGUUCUCCUGGAACAACAUCACCGACUCAUUGGAUCCUGCUACCUUGAGCGCCACAUUUCGAGGCCACCCCAAUCAUGACCCCACCGGGGCUUUUGCCAAUGGCAGCCUGGCCUUCAAGGUGCAGGCCUUCUCCAGAUCUGGCCGACCGGCCCAACCCCCUCGCCUCCUGCACACGAUGGACACCUGCCAGCUAGAGGUGGCCCUGAUUGGGGCCUCUCCCCGAGGAAACCGCUCCCUUUUUGGGCUGGAAGUGGCCACCUUGGGCCAGGGCCCCGACUGUCCCUCACUGAGGGAGCAGCACUCCAUCGACGAUGAAUAUGCACCUGCUGUCUUCCAGUUGGACCAGCUGCUAUGGGGCUCCCUCCCAUCAGGAUUUGUACAGUGGCGACCAGUGGCUUUCUCCCAGAGCCAGGGGAGCCGAGAAUCAGCCCUUCCCUGCCAAGCUUCCCCUGUUUAUCCCACCUUGGCAUACAUUCUCCCCCAGUCACCCAUUGUUCGAGCCUUCUUUGGGUCCCAGAACAACUUCUGUGUCUUCAAUCUGACCUUUGGGGCUUCUACAGGACCUGGUUACUGGGACCGACACUACCUCAGCUGGUCGAUGCUCCUGGGUGUGGGUACCCCUCCAGUAGAUUCCUUGUCCCCGCUAGUCGUAGGAAUCAUGGUGGUGGCCCUGGGUGCUCCAGGGCUCAUGCUGCUGGCAGGAGGUCUGUUUCUGCUACUGGGCCCCAAGAGGUACUCAGAAUACCAGCCCAUAAAUUGAAGCCCACUCUUUAAAGGGAACCACACUACUGGACCUGUGUGCUGUGCUUCAAACCCCUGCAGGUUUGAGGGUCAGUAUUCCCAGCCAGCUUCUCCCCUCUUGCUUUACUGCAGAAACUCAGAGGCUAGCCUCAAGUCCUGGGAACCGCUGGGUGGGGCUUCCUUCAGACCCUAGAGAGGGACCAGGGACAGGGUUAUUGCUGGAGAGAGGGUGCCCUUAGAGUUGGCUCCCUGCCCCUCCAGCCCCCACUUCUCUAGGAUGGGACUCACAGGCCGCAAUGAAAGGCUUUCUGACAGCUGCUACCUUGCGGGCAUGAAAUAGAUAGACUUUUUCCACAGG